GUAAUGAUUUCAGAAUCUAGAAUAAACCCACUUGGAUUUGCCAAGUAAUGUAUAUUACCAGUUUUAUAAUUAAUAAAAGAUUAUUCUCUACAACCACAGCAUCACACAGUCCCACUGAAAUGACGUUUCAAAGGAACUUCCAUUUAAUUAAUGCUGAGUUUUCUCAUUCCAGUUCUGAAUAUCAAACCGCUGGAAGAUUGCAGGGUAAGUUGAGAUGAGUUUCUGAAACUGUGAUUUGAAGGCUGGACACCAUACCAUACAACUUGAAACAAAAGCAUAAUGUGCAGUGUUUUUUUUUUUUUUUUUUUUUUUAAUUUUUGUCAGUGGUGUUGGUUAUUUGCAUAUAACAAAUAUAUGUUGAACAAUUUGUUUCUUUUACUUACACCAACAAUAUUUUUAUUUUUUUUAUUAUUUUUUUUUAUUUAGAGACAAUAAAAGAAAAACAUUAAAAUGAACAAAUACGCUACGGUGUUCAAUGUGAUUUCAAAGCUCAGUUGUGAUUUCAGGCCACAGGACGAUGUGUGGAAAAUCUUCUUGAGCAGAUAAAGAACAUUACAGCUGAAGUGCUCCCUUUGACUGUAAGAGAAAAAUGACACAAAUUAUUAUUAUUUGUCACUAAAUGAUACUGUAGCAAUGCUUACUUUUGUUUCAACAUUUACAAGUUAUACAAAUUAUAUAAUCACUAAAAUAGGAUGUGACCAAAAUGUUGGAUGUGGUCUUCAAUGCUUCAGAGGAGAUUUUAGUGUCAUCAUCAGCUGACCCAAAUAAACUGGUGUCAGAUGGAAACAGUGUGUUAAAAGCCAGUGAGAAACUUGUGUCCUUGCUGGUGAUGCCGACAAACACAACUGCCAAUAUCAGUUUUACUCUUGAAUCUGUGGAGGGACGAGUCUUCAUGGUUGGACCAAAUGUCACCUUAGAUAAAUUCCCUAGACUUGACACGACAAAUUCUGCUGUGGACAUUGAUCUCAUUGGGAUCGCCAAGAACAACAGUCAAAGAUCAGCUGCUGUGGCUUUCUUGAGCUACAGCACAAUGGAGAAUCUACUGAAGCCCGACUUCUUCAACACACCAAAUGACACGAUUAAAACCAUGAUGUCCACUGUGAUCUCAGUUACUCUUCACAAAACCACCAACACUAAACUCACCAAACCAGUCAACUUCACCUUCAAACACAUCAGAAAGCUUGUUUCCAACGGUUCUCUGUCCUGUGUGUACUGGAAUAUCAGCGAGUGGAUUGUAGAUGGUUGUUCUGUUUUAGAGACUAACAGCAGCUACACUGUGUGUUCCUGUGUUCAUCUGUCGACAUUCGCUCUCAUAAUGCAAACCAGCAGACCACCAGAGAACGACUCGCUGCUGGAGCUGUUGAAUUUGGUGUGUGUGAUCGUGGGGCUGGUGUUCUUCAGUUUGGCCCUGUUGACCUUUGCCUUUUGUCAGUGGAGGCCUGGAGUGAAUAAUGUGGCUCGAAUCAACAUCUGUGUGAGUCUGCUGUUGGCUCACAUUCUGUUCCUGCUCACACAACAGUUCCUGAGCUUCAUACGCCCCCUACAGGUGUUGUGUGCCGUGAUAUCAGGUGUGCUGCACUUCCUCUUUCUCUCCGGCUUUAUGUGGAUGUUCAUUGAAGCUGUGCUGCUCUUCAUCUGUGUGAAGAACAUAUCACAGAUCAGCUCCAAAAAAAAGAGGGAGGUGUUUAGCACUAGAUUCCUGUGUGCGAUUGGAUAUACGGUUCCUCUGGUUGUGGUGGCCAUGUCUGCUGCGGUGGAUCCUAAAGGCUCCGACAGCGAACACUGUUGGAUUAAAAUGGAUAAAGAUUUUAUCUGGAGUUUUCUGGGACCUGUUGCCGUCAUACUAGCAUUAAACAUGAUUCUCUUUGUCUGCAUCAUCAUCAGUCUGAACUCAAAUUUGAAAAAUCUGAACGCUGAAGUUUCACAGAUAAAACAAAAGAAGAUUAUGACAUUUAAAACAAUGUGUCAGUUUGUGGUUCUUGGUUGCUCCUGGAUUCUGGGUUUCUUCAUUAAUGGCAGUAAGGAGCUGGAGAUCAUCUUCCUGAUCUUGAACUCCCAGCAGGGAACCUUCAUCUUCCUGGUCUAUUGUGUCCUAAAUAAUGAGAUCAGACAACAGUACAGGAAUUUUUGGAGAGCUGUUCUUCCAUGCAGAAUUUUAUAA
Ctenopharyngodon idella (grass carp) is the source of this 2161-nucleotide messenger RNA. RefSeq names its product adhesion G protein-coupled receptor E3-like. Gene Ontology annotation, biological process: cell surface receptor signaling pathway; adenylate cyclase-activating G protein-coupled receptor signaling pathway. Lineage: Eukaryota; Metazoa; Chordata; Actinopteri; Cypriniformes; Xenocyprididae. Gene Ontology annotation, cellular component: membrane. The record is from RefSeq and is a predicted model, not a curated record. The coding region runs from base 704 to 2161 and encodes 485 amino acids. The transcript has 11 exons. Gene Ontology annotation, molecular function: G protein-coupled receptor activity.